CCUGGGACUUAGGCGGGACUUCCGGGCGCGCGUAGGCACAACUUCCGGAAGGAGGCGGAAGAGCCUCUCGGGUCUACGUUCCGGAGUCCCGGGACCAGUGAGGGGCCACCCGGGGCACAGGAAAGGGCCGCUGGGGGAGGGCCGGCUGCACUCGGGGUGUCUGGGCCGCGGGUCUGAGGGAUGAGGAGGGGCCAUGGCCAGCGACGGGGCCAGGAAGCAGUUCUGGAAGCGCAGCAACAGCAAGCUCCCGGGCAGCAUCCAGCAUGUGUAUGGCGCCCAGCACCCCCCCUUUGAUCCACUGUUACAUGGCACUUUGCUGAAGUCCACGGCCAAGAUGCCGACCACACCGGUGAAGGCCAAGAGGGUCAGCACCUUUCAGGAGUUCGAGAGCAAUACCAGCGAUGCCUGGGACGCUGGGGAGGACGACGACGAGCUCCUGGCCAUGGCGGCGGAGAGCCUGAACUCCGAGGUGGUCAUGGAGACGGCCAACCGGGUGCUGCGUAACCACAGCCAGCGGCAGGGGCGGCCCACGCUGCAGGAGGGGCCGGGGCUGCAGCAGAAACCCAGGCCUGAGGCAGAGCCGCCCUCACCUCCCAGCGGUGACCUCCGGCUGGUGAAGUCUGUCAGUGAGAGCCACACGUCCUGUCCUGCAGAAAGUGCCAGCGAUGCCGCCCCUCUGCAGAGGUCCCAGUCUCUCCCACACGCGGCCACCGUCACGCUGGGUGGCACAUCUGACCCCGGCACCCUCAGCAGCUCAGCGUUGAGCGAAAGAGAGGCCUCCCGGCUCGACAAGUUCAAGCAGCUGCUUGCCGGCCCCAACACAGACCUUGAGGAAUUACGGAAGUUGAGCUGGUCCGGAAUCCCUAAGCCAGUGCGUCCAAUGACGUGGAAGCUCCUCUCAGGUUACCUUCCUGCCAAUGUAGACCGGAGACCAGCCACUCUCCAGAGAAAACAAAAAGAAUAUUUUGCAUUUAUUGAGCACUAUUACGAUUCCAGGAACGAUGAAGUUCACCAGGACACAUACAGGCAGAUCCACAUAGACAUCCCUCGCAUGAGCCCUGAAGCGUUGAUCCUGCAGCCCAAGGUGACGGAGAUUUUCGAAAGGAUCUUGUUCAUAUGGGCGAUCCGCCACCCCGCCAGUGGAUACGUCCAGGGGAUAAAUGACCUCGUCACUCCUUUCUUUGUGGUCUUCAUUUGUGAAUACAUAGAGGCAGAGGAGGUGGACACGGUGGACGUCUCCGGCGUGCCCGCAGAGGUGCUGCGCAACAUUGAAGCCGACACCUACUGGUGCAUGAGCAAGCUGCUGGACGGCAUUCAGGAUAACUACACCUUUGCCCAACCUGGAAUUCAAAUGAAAGUGAAAAUGUUAGAAGAACUCGUGAGCCGGAUAGAUGAGCAAGUGCACCGGCACCUGGACCAGCACGAGGUGAGAUACCUGCAGUUUGCCUUCCGCUGGAUGAACAACCUGCUGAUGAGGGAGGUGCCCCUGCGUUGCACCAUCCGCCUGUGGGACACCUACCAGUCUGAACCAGAGGGCUUUUCUCAUUUCCACUUGUACGUGUGCGCUGCUUUUCUCGUGAGAUGGAGGAAGGAAAUACUAGAAGAAAAAGAUUUUCAAGAGCUGCUGCUUUUUCUCCAGAACCUGCCCACCGCCCACUGGGAUGACGAGGACAUCAGCCUGUUGCUGGCCGAGGCCUACCGCCUCAAGUUUGCCUUCGCCGACGCCCCUAAUCACUAUAAGAAGUGAGGCUGGGCCCACCUGCAGCUGGCCACACUGCCCCAGGCGCGCGCCCCACCUGCCCGGCCGCUGGUAGGCCCCUGUGAGCUGGUCCUGGGCUGCCAGAAGGCCUUGCAAGGUGGCCGCACCCUCCAGGGGAGCUGGCGAGGACGGGCCCCAGGCUUGGUCUAGGGCGGACAAGGACAGGGACAGCCUCUGUUUUCUGGGAUACCAAAGAGAGCCAGAGGAGGGCCCCGGCUUCGGCGGCCAGAGGCAGGUCAGGGGUCCCCUCGCCCUUUCCCUGCAGUGUCCUUGCCAAAUGACUGCCUCCCGUAGCUCCCAGUCCGGGGCAGCCUCGGAGGCCGACCCUCUCGGGAGGCCCGCUGUCUCCAGGGCCGGAACAAGGCAGUGGCCAUCUCAUACCUACUCUGAAAUGCAAAACUGCUAUUCUGUUGAGUGAAAGAAUAAAAUGUAGACAAAAUCUAGACCGAGACAUUGCACUGCCCCGGGGUCUCUGUGCUGUGAGAUCCCCUCGCAGCCAUAUUUCACCGCUGCUGGCCCUUUCCCUCCGUGUGUUUUCCUGCUUGCUUGGUUUACAUGUGGCUGGGAAGCUGAAGGCUGGAGUCUGACCCGCGAACCCGCCAAGUGCCUGGGAGGCCGUGGGACCAAAGGCUGGGAGCAAAGGGAGGCCUCGCCAUCGCCUUACUUUCCACCUCGAACCUCUUUUACAAGAGAAAACCCCCCACCUCCCUGAGGUCCAGGGCCAAGUGGCCCCACCAUGCAUGUAGGGGCUGGCCUCAGACAGAGCCCCUGGAGACCCACCCAGGCUGUUGGGCCAUGUUGGGCUGGCAGACGGGGUAGGGGGUCGCGGCUCCGUCAUCAAAGCCCUGAACCGCAGUGCUCUUCUCACCACAGCCUGGAAGUGGAAUGAGCUUUUGGAGGCUCCCCAGGCUUGCUAUCCUUGUCCAGAUCUGCCAGGGGUGGGGGAGGUGUGACUGGUUCCCACUGUGGACCGGUUCCCGCUGUAUACCGGUUCUUCCCUGGACCGGUUCUGCCCUGGACCGGUUCUGCCCUGUACUGGUUCCGCUAUGGACUGGUUCCUUGGGGCUCUAAGUGUGGAAGGGCGCAGACCCGGCCCCUGCCCAGCGCUCUGCUAGGGCUGUGUCUGUGGCUCCAGCGGCCUUGGGACUGGCUUCCCAGUAUUCCCUCAGUGUGUCACAGGCCGCAUGGCCCCUGGAAUGUGGGCAGGGCCACAGCCACAGCCUCUCUGAUCCCAGGACAGGCUCAUGUCCUCAGCGACCCACUGGCGACCGACUUCUCAGACUCUCUGUCCCUCAGGAGCAGCCGUGUCCUCUCCCAGGCCCUGGGACACUGCUGGAGACUGUGGGACGUACAGGCAUAAGUGAUGUGUGUGUUUCUGCUUCUGUUUUAAAAAUCCAGGGUCAUUACACACAGCAUGGAAAUUAGCACAAAAUGCUGUGCAAACGUCAGAUGCUCCCAAACCAGCAAAGGGAUGGGCUUGCUUCAGAUCAGAUGCAGGCACGCCUUACGCCUGCCUUGUCUGUCCCCACCCCAGGGUCAGGGGUUCCUCAGACCAGCCAUGCCUCCUCCUCCUGCCGCCUCCUUUUCUAGAUGGGGAGGGGAUUCCGUCACAAGAAGAGCCACCCCCAUGGCCAUGUACAGGAAGCCCCGGGUCGCUUUGCCGAGAUCAGCCCUGGGAGAAUCCCCUUCUCUAGCUUGGAUCAUGCCGUGUGGCCAGAAGGUUGCGGACACAACUCACCUGCUUCUUGAGGUGGUUUAUGUUUUGAAUAGGAUGCUCCACGGAGUUCAGCCCUGUGUGCGUUUCAUCUCCACAUACAUGUAAACGCCAAGACUGAAUGCGAGGGGUGUUGGCCACGGGCCUUGAGUCUGAGCAGAUCCAUCUGGAAUGUUCGGGGUGUGCUGUCUGGAUGUGACGUGCUAAAAACACGGAAUAAAGAUCAGUGAGAAAGCC
Molecule: messenger RNA, 3710 nt
Organism: Macaca mulatta (Rhesus monkey)
Lineage: Eukaryota; Metazoa; Chordata; Mammalia; Primates; Cercopithecidae
Gene: TBC1D22A
Product: TBC1 domain family member 22A
Biological process (GO): activation of GTPase activity
Molecular function (GO): GTPase activator activity
Source: RefSeq, a predicted model, not a curated record